Messenger RNA from Ylistrum balloti, 882 nucleotides. Its product is annotated as protein rolling stone-like. NCBI's taxonomy places the organism in Eukaryota, Metazoa, Mollusca, Bivalvia, Pectinida, Pectinidae. The record is from RefSeq and is a predicted model, not a curated record. Gene Ontology annotation, cellular component: membrane. The transcript is spliced from 4 exons. Bases 1 to 882 code for a protein of 293 amino acids.
AUGGCGGACCCAGAGUCAGGUCGGGAAGGAUGCCGAGAGUGUUGUUCACAAGAAUUUAAGGUGUCUAAUUUCCUUUCGGGAUAUGACCGACCGCAUCACUUUGUCCAGUUUCAGUGUGGAAAACAAAUUCCAUAUUUGGUGUGGAGGGUAAUUUGGGCCCUAUACCACGUGGUCUGGAUUAUCCUGACGGGAGUGUUUAGCUGGCAAUGGGCGGGGCCUGAUCACAAUCAACAAAUCAAAUGGUUUAUAUACCUCACUGACUGGUGCUACUUCAUGCUGACCCUGUCCACGCUGAUAGACUUAACUUGUGUCAUUUAUACUCGUGUUAAUCGGAAAGAUAUAUGUGAAGCGUUGGCGUUUGCGAAUCCAUGGUACUUCAAGUUCAACUGGGUAGUCUUUAACGUAGCCAACACAUGCAGUAUCACCGUAUCCAUGCUAUACUGGGGCCUCCUCUACAGCAGUUCUGAAGAAAUGACUGCUGUGAAUAUUGAGACACAUGCCUUGAAUGCUGUCUACGUCAUCCUGAAUCUGUUCGUCACUGGAAUACCUGUCCGAGUCCUCCACUUCUGGCACACGAUGGUGUACGCUUUAGUGUACGUGCUGUUCUCUCUGUUCUACACGCUAGGGGGCGGCACCAACCACGUAGACAAAAACUACGUCUAUUCUGUUCUUGACUGGAAGGGUAGCACAGGGUAUACCGUAGGGAUCUCUAUAGCUGUCACCUUCGUGGCUAUGCCGUUGGUCCAUUGUGUAUGUUACGGCAUUUACAGACUCCGUCUAGUACUCUGCUGUUGUGACGAUGGUCGCGUGAUUGACAGUAAGGAAGUAGAGUUAACCUACCAAGACAAUCCAUCAUAUACUGCAGAUAAAGACACAAACUGA